ACGCGUUUCGUUAAGAGCGCUGCUGCUGACCCUAUUCGCCUUCCAUAGUUGCAUACCUAGCCGGUGGCAUGUCUGCUCUCUUGCUGAACGCGUGAUUCUGAGAAGUUAUUCUGGAAAUGGCAGAAAUUGAACAAGAAAAGAGUAAAGGACUAAAAUUCGCCGAGGAGCAGCUUCUGCGACACGGCUGGGAAAAAGGUAAAGGUCUGGGAAGAUCGGAGAAUGGCAUUUCAGAAGCUAUUAAAGUCAAAAUUAAAUGUGGUAAAGGAGGGAUGGGCCAUAAGGAAGGUGAGCAGUUCAGUUUCCACUGGUGGGACCAUGUUUUUAACAAAGCCUCAUCAGGUCUGGUUGUGGAAUCAGGGCAGAAUGGUGCGGUGGUGAAGAAGUCAGAUGACGAUAACGAUGAAUUGAUCUCCAACAAGAAGCCACGCAAGGCUCAGCAAGCCAAGUCCAUGCUCUAUGGAUGCUUUGUCAAGUCCGCUACGCUGCUGUCAGGUGAGGAGAGGCCAGAAAAAACCUCUGAUUCAGAUGACAGCAGCAGCAGUUCUGAUGAUGAGGACCAGAAACUGGACCUUUCCAGCACGACUAAACUAUCAGAUGCAGAUCUGCUCAAAGCUUGCGGAGGACGAACAGCGCACAAAGGAGCCAGACAUGGACUCACUAUGAGUGCCAAACUGGCCCGGCUUGAGCAGCAGGAACAAGAGUUCAUGAACAAGUAUGGUAAGAAGAACCACACCGCUGAAACAUCCACAAGCAGCACGGAUUGCCUAAAUCUUGAGGGACGUCCAGAUAUGAAUGAGAAAACAAAACGCAAGAAAUCAAAAAGGCAGGAGGAACCAUCAGAGAAUAACAUCCAUGAAGAUAAGACGACAACCCGCAUCCUUUCAAGUAAUGAUACUGAGGACUGCAAACCCAAAAAGAGGAUGGUCUUUAAUGGUGCUUCCGUGAACAGUGAUAUGAUCGCAGAUACAGAGCCAAAGAAGAAGAAAAAGAGAAAUCGCAAAGAAAAAGAAGCACCUGAGGAUAGUGUUAAUGGAGACUGCAGCGAGGCAUUCACACACACAUCAGAGGAGCGAGACACACACCUGCCAGUGGAUGAACGCAUGCACAAGAAGAAGAAAAAUAAGAAACGGUCUAAGGUGCAUGAGACGGCUGACACUGAUGACAUCAGUGGGGAUGCCACGGACACACAUAACAAACAGCCACAGGAGGACAGUAUUGAGCACCGACAAGCCUCUGACAGUGCCUCCACAAAGAAAAAGAAGAAAAAGAAAUCCUCUGCGGUGCACUACGAAGAUGUGGAGAACUCAUCUACUGCGAUGACAGGAACAGAGGACACUAGCAACGAAGCAAAGAUAAUGGACACACAAACUGAAGAACAGGAGAACGACAGGAAGAAAAGCAAAAAAAAGAGGCAAAGCAAAAAUCAGGAGGUGGUAGAAAAUGUGCAGUUUGAGGAGUCUGUGCCAAAAAAAAGAAAAAAAUGAACAAAGAGUGAACUCGCAUGCUGCUAUAACUCACUGCAAAAACAAGCUGAUCAGAAUCUGAGCUGCUGAUGAAGUGCAAGGAUCAAUUCUCCAGUAUCAGACUGUUAGCUGUUCAGAUCACACUCGUAUUUAUUCUUACAAGUCAUGGUCAAUUUUUAAAACUUGAGAACCAUGGGUGACAUGAAAUGUUUUUAAUGGACUGAUUUGUGAGACAUCUGUGUUAUGCAUAUUAAAUAGCAGAUCCACAAUGACAAAAAAAUGAACCGUGAACAGUUUGAAGUGAUUUGUGUGAAACGUACAAUUUCUAACAAAUCAAACUUCAAAUGCAUUGGAAAAUAAAGGUAUUCUUGAUA
Carassius gibelio (silver crucian carp) is the source of this 1837-nucleotide messenger RNA. Its product is annotated as G patch domain-containing protein 4. The record is from RefSeq and is a predicted model, not a curated record. The transcript has 8 exons. NCBI's taxonomy places the organism in Eukaryota, Metazoa, Chordata, Actinopteri, Cypriniformes, Cyprinidae. Gene Ontology annotation, cellular component: nucleolus. Gene Ontology annotation, biological process: regulation of ribosome biogenesis. Bases 117 to 1484 code for a protein of 455 amino acids. Gene Ontology annotation, molecular function: nucleic acid binding.